UGCAAAAAAAUAAAAGGGUGCCAAGAAGCUGGGACAAGGGAACGUGGGUGUAAAUAGACAGUGAACGCUCUUGGUCUCUCUCUCUCUCCCUCUCACUCUCUUCUCUCUCUCCCUCCCCUUUCCUUUCUCUCUCUUUCCCUCUGUCUCUCUUUUAUGAAAUCAAUGAACGAGUUAUUGGUUAGGACAUAAAUAUAAGGAAUCAAAGCCUUCACCGGGACCAACGGCAUUGCGCGCUUUUUGAUAUGCGUCUUCGCCAAACGCUACAUGUGUUUUCACAUCAAUGUAAAUAUUGGCUUUGAUAGGACGAGAGCGGAGUCAGCUCUGGCACGGCUUGGUCUCGGAACCACAUUUUGACCAAGACUUCCACCAGCUUUUAUUUUUUUUUAUUUUUUAUUUUUUGUUUGACGUGAAACGCUUCUCCACCAUCGCCAUCUGCAGUUGCCGUAACCGUCCCAACUCACUGGCCAGUCCGAAGAUGGCAACUUUAACCAACGGGCAGGUGGACGGCACGGUGCACGGCGUCGGUGUGGUCUCCGCCAGCACGAACGGGCUCGUGAACGGAUUAAGCCACAGCCACAGUCCGGCGGGCUGUCCGGCCACCAUCCCCAUGAAGGACCACGAUGCCAUCAAACUCUUCAUCGGUCAGAUCCCACGCAAUCUGGACGAGAAAGACCUCCGGCCCCUCUUCGAGGAGUUCGGCAAGAUCUACGAGCUCACUGUGCUCAAGGACCGCUUCACGGGCAUGCACAAAGGCUGUGCCUUUCUCACCUACUGUGCCAGAGAGUCGGCCCUGAAAGCCCAGAAUGCAUUGCACGAGCAGAAGACCCUGCCAGGGAUGAACAGGCCGAUCCAGGUGAAGCCAGCAGACAGCGAGAGCCGAGGAGAAGACAGAAAGCUCUUCGUGGGCAUGCUCAACAAGCAGCAGUCGGAGGACGACGUGCGGCGCCUCUUCGAGUCCUUCGGCGGCAUCGAGGAGUGCACCAUCCUCCGGGGGCCCGACGGCAACAGCAAAGGUUGUGCGUUUGUAAAAUACUCCUCUCAUGCUGAAGCUCAGGCAGCCAUCAGUGCACUACACGGCAGCCAGACGAUGCCUGGUGCCUCGUCCAGUCUGGUGGUAAAGUUCGCCGACACGGAUAAGGAGCGCACCAUCCGCCGCAUGCAGCAGAUGGCUGGUCAGAUGGGCAUCUUCAACCCGAUGGCCCUGCAGUUCGGCGCUUACGGAGCCUACGCUCAGGUGCAGCAGCAGGCGGCGCUGAUGGCGUCCGUGGGCCAGGGAGGCUACCUCAGUCCAAUGGCAGCCUUUGCUGCUGCCCAGAUGCAGCACAUGGCAACUAUCAACGGCCUGCCAGGAGCACCGCUGACCCCCACGUCAGGUGGCAGCACUCCUCCAGGCAUCAGCGCCCCCACGGUGACCAGCAUCCCCUCCCCGAUCAGUGUCAACGGCUUCACCGGCAUGCCGCCCCCACAGGCCAACGGACAGCCCCCCGCGGAAGCUGUCUUCACCAAUGGGAUACACCAUUACCCCGUGUUGCAGGAGGUGGUGUUCAGGGAGGACUCGGAGAAGAACGGCCUGGGCGUGGCUCCGCGGAGCUGCUUCGGGGUUCAGGGCGGCUGCUUCCUCUCCUCUCUCUCUGAAGCUCAAAGUCCCACUGCAGCUGAUCCUCUCCAGCAGGCUUACACAGGAGUCCAGCAGUAUGCAGCAGCCUACCCUGCUGCAUACGGUCAGAUCAGCCAAGCCUUCCCCCACCCUCCUCCCAUCAUUCCACAGCAGCAACGAGAAGGACCAGAGGGUUGCAACCUGUUCAUCUACCACCUCCCUCAGGAGUUUGGGGAUGGAGAGCUGAUGCAGAUGUUCCUGCCUUUCGGUAAUGUCAUCUCCUCCAAAGUGUUUGUGGAUCGGGCGACAAACCAAAGUAAAUGCUUUGGGUUUGUGAGCUUCGACAACCCCGGCAGCGCCCAGGCUGCUAUCCAGUCAAUGAACGGCUUCCAGAUUGGCAUGAAAAGACUCAAGGUGCAGCUGAAGCGGCCGAAGGACGCCAACCGCCCCUACUAGCCCCGGCCCCAGCCAGGCGCCGCCCGCCAUCAUGGCGGCAGGGGCAGCUGUCGCACACAGGGAAAGACAGGUUUUAUUGAUCUGAAUCAUAUGUUGACACCACUGAGUGCAAACUCAACAUCUGGACCACCGAGGCUGCUUCAGAAACACAGGGGAGAGAGGGAGAAAGAGAGAGAGAGUGACGGCCGAGUGGAGGACGCCUCCUUUUGGAUGUACUAAAACUUUGGAACUCAGAGCCCAUUGGUACCGGCCCGGUUCGCCCCGGGACCUUUUUCUUCUGCACACAUAUACACAGCCCCUUUCCCCACAAAGCCCUGCUUGAAUGACAGCUACCUUUUUUCCGGACCACAAAAAACAUUGUUACUUGAACAAUGAGGGAAAAAAGUAAUGUCAGACCCACUCACAACGACCAACCCCACUGAACUUUUAACAGGAGUAUGGAUGUCAAAAGUCCAACAAGAACAAAACGAACUUUUUAAAAACUCAGUAGAGGAUUGCCGUAGGAGAUCUUUCUGUAAGAUGAUUUGCGUUUGGGGCAAUUAACGUUUGAAGACCAAUUCAUAAGACUUGAAACAAAAAGGGACAAACUCUUGGAGAGAGCACUUAAGUAGGGAAUGUGAUAUUUUCAGGACACAAAUUGGCUUCGAUUUGGGAUGGCCAUCUUUAGCUCGGAGUGCCUGUCCGUUUCCAGGGGAUACCGUUGCCAAGGAGAGCCAUAGCAACGGUCUCCAGGGAGUCUUACCUGUCAUUCCUUAGUUGUUUUAGGGACCAAAAGACCAAACAUUUUUAUUGCUGAGGACUUGUAGCUCUAAUAUACUCGGACCACUGCGUCUCUUUCAGUCAGUGUUAACUGGUUGAGGAGUUGCACCUAAAAGAAGUGUACAUUUCAAAUAUAUACAACACAUGUAUAUAUACAUAUAUAUUGCUGAUAUGCUUUUUGAAUACAGGCAAAACUAUUUCAGACGACCAAAUGGGGUCUCUCACUUCGCUAGUUUACAAUUACUCAAAAUGUUUAUUUUUUUCUCUUCUCAUUUUGUCUUGGGAGGGAUGGCGAGUGCAUGGGAGGGGCUGCUCAGUAUCACAGCCUUAUCUUUUUUAACUUGACAUCCUAACCUCAUAAAUAGAAUAACAUCGGAAACGUUUGAGAUAUAUGAACUUGUUUAUAUUUGCAGUACAUAUAUAUGUAUAACAAGCAUUCAAGCAAAUGUAUUCAUAUAUACAAUAUAUAUGGAUAAAUAGAUAUUAAUCAAACAAAUAUAUGUAUUUAUAUGCACAUAUUUUAUAUAUGUGUGUCUGUAUAUAGAACGGCUACUGACUACAUUGAGCUGUAAUUUUUGUAGAUUUUAGCGGGAGUUUGAAACAUUGCUCUGCUUGGGAAGAAUCGCAAACGUGGCAGCUCCCUAAACUGCAGGCAUUCCUAUCUCUGAUUAAUUAUAUGCUGACACACGAUAUAUUGCUAAAAGAUACAUGUGUGAGAAAACACAUAUGGUGUAAAUAUUAUCUGAAAAUGCAAAAAGCCACAUCUCAGUAGCAGGCUUUAAGAGAAUCAGGCUAAAUGAUUUUAGAGGAAAAGGACAAUUAUCUUCGACUCUAUUCCAAACAUAUCUUUUGAGCUUACACUCAAACACACACACGCACACACACACACGCACACACACACACACACACACACACAGCAACACGCUGACAUACACAAACUUCUCUUUGAAACUUGAACCAAAAUGAAUAUGUCUCACAACCCUUGCUCUUUUUUGCAUUCAGUAAAGUGCAUGUAGCGUAUGGGCUGUCACCAUGUCAAGGUGUGCCUUGUCACCUGCAGAAUCUGCCAUCAAGCACUGUGCUCUCAGAAAAACAAAGAAAAAAAAAAACUGAACACACACGACUGCAAGCAGCCAACGCGCUAUUAUGAUGUCAAAACUACAGCCAGAUCCAUAUCAUUCCUCAGCCGCGUAGAGAGCUCCAGUGCAUGUCCAACACAACCAACAGCCCAACCACUGUUGGUCAAUCAUCGUCUUUGGGGAGAAACUCAUUUUAGGACAAAUGUAGUCUCACACAAUUACACUUCGCAUAAAAGCGGGCAUUAGGUGAACCUGUCGGCACAGGUCCUGACUAUCAACGCUGUGUGCAUGGGACUCGUGAACAAAUCCCAGUGGUCGGAGUUAAAUCUGGUACAGUAUUCUUGGUCUGGUGGACCUGGCAUUAGGUAUUAAUAGUUAGCGAGGUGUGUAACAUGUCAAAUCUGAGUGCUGAGUGCUGGCGUCCGUGUGAACAGAUUAAGAUAAACAGGCUUUUACGUGCUUUCCCCUCCAGCAGCUAACGUGUGGCUCUCUGCUGGUAAUACUUGACAUGAAGCAUAUCCUUUAGAAGUUGUUAUAUUGCCUUAUGCUAUAUGUCAUCAUGGAGUUAAAUACAAACAUAAAAACAUGACGAAACUGUCAAAUGAAGCAAUAACGAGCCAUUUAUCCGCGACAACUGCUCUAUCACCAAGGCUGGUUUCAUAUUGCUUUAACAUAUACAGUUUCUCAUAACCAUCUACAGAAAUGGCAAACUUCUACUAUACAUGCCUGCAAAAGGUCAACAGAGUUGGACCCUGCAUUCAACACAUCUUCUGCUGGUGGAGAUUGCUCAAUGAAUAUUUAUAUAUAUGAAUAUUUAUAAGGCUAUAUGACACUUUGGAAGACAGUGCUUCCUGUUGGGUGCUGGUACUAGUUUUCCUAUAAACUGCUCAUUAUGCCAUGUCCCCAGCGCCUGUAUCUAACCUUUUUAAGCAGAUUGAAUAUUUUAACAUUUACCUUCUGGAUUCAGCGAGACGCUACCCGCUAGUUACUAUCGCAUCCCAGGAUGCCUCUGUUUGUGUGCGCCACAUAACAAUGUCCCGAACACGGCAUGUAAUACAAACCAGAUGACCACUCUGAUCAUUUUAUGCCUUGACCACCUCUAUAGUGGGCUGGUACAAAAAGUCCUGUACAUCCACCCGAACUGUCAGCACUAACAGUAACAAGUGAAGCUAAAUGUCAGAUGUCUGGAGUCCCUGAUCGCCACACUGUGCGCCCUCUGACUGCUCGCCGCUGCUCCGAGGAAAUUGAAAUAGGUGCCCACACGGCCUGCGCUUGCCUAAUGAUUUGUUAGAGCCAUCACUCACGUCCGUCACCGAUCCCACGUUUCUACAUGGAGCGAAAUAAGCAGCAGUGACCGCGGGGGGUAGAAUGCCGAGCGCCUCAUCUUCAUUCGCUGCGACUUAAAGCUGCAAGUUUACACGAGAAAAGUAGAACAAAGUGUAGUGGUUCAAAAGAAGAAACAGAGCAGAAGUUUGAAUAUAAAUAUAUAUAUAAAUAUAUAAAUAUAUACAUAAAUAAUGAAUAUACUGUAAAUUGUUUCCUUUUUUGCUCUGUUUUCCUCUGUAAAUAGGUUUGCAUAUUUUAUAGGACUUUUACUUCUAUCUACAAGGACUGGAUAAAGUACUUUAAAUACUUAAAAAAAUAUAUGAAUGAAAAUAUGAUAAUGCUCAUUAAAACCAGGUACAAAAAAAAUUGUUGCUAGGAUACGGUACAAACUGUAGGACCUGACCAAGGCAUUUAUCCAGAAUACAGUCAGGGAGAGCAUUGACCUCAGUUAGAGCUUAGGCACAUUGACCUAUUUUAUUAGGAAACUUACUUUGAUGGGGUUCAUUUCAUUGACCUAUUUGUUUAGACUUUUAUUUAUGAGUCAUGUCUGAGAUGAUAUGCAUGCUUUCAUGGCAUUAUUUUUCUAUGAGUUGGUAUGUGACCAAAUAGUUUUUAUAUGACAUGAAUGGGCCACCGUUGUGGUCCACAGAUGAUCAUCGUUCCUGUCUCCAGGACCAUGCCUUCAGCACCUCUUUGAUGAUGAUGGAGAAAAAUGCUCCUAUUGACCAAGUGAUGUCAAAGACAGAUUUUAACAAUAUUUAUUUAAUUGUUUAAGUUAUUUAUUUAAUUUAUGUAUUUAUUUAUUUAUUUGUGCUGUUCGAUUCAAGAUCUGAGCUCUAUUAUUGCCACUCAUCUGUUUGCUUGAGCUACUUUGUAUAACUACAUCACAUAUUACUGCUUUAGAUAGUGAAAGGUACCAUUUAAACAACUUAAAAGACUGAUUUUACAUUUUCCUGUUGCUGAUAAAUGACUCCAAACAAUGCAGUGCAAUACUAAAGCCUUACGUAUGUUUGUAAUUAUUAAUUCAUAUUAUUCUAUUCUAAAAAAAUAACAGUCAAUGCUGUAUUGGGAAGAGUAACAUUUUCACUUUCAUUGUCAUUUGCCUCCCUUCUGAAAUCUUUUGAUAUGCUUUGAAGUCAAAAUCCUUCUUAGUUAAAAACAUGCUCUUAACAAUGUUCAAUUAGAUGUGUAUUUACAGCAGAAGACCUAUAAGUUGCAAAUUUGUAAUGAGCUACUGUUUGAUUUCAUGUUAAUCCUUUAUUAACUGCAUGCAUAAAAUGCCAGUUUUUGUGUUGCUCCUGUUAUUUGCUCCUCUGCUUUGUAUUGUUUGACAGAGCUCUGAUCUUGUUCAACUGAUCUGUUCUACCAAGAGCAAAAUUCAAUAAGAACUGCACUAUCUCAUCAAAAAAACUGAGUUACCAUAAUUUCUAGUGCUGUUGAGGUUUUUAUUUCUGAAGUAGUGUUGCUAGAAACAUUUUAAUUUAUAUGGUUUUGAAAGUAUUCUGGAAAUCAAUUUCCCAAUUUCAGCACAUACAGUACGGAGGAGGGGGAAAUGAAUGUCGCAUAUUAAGCUUUGCCGGGUUCCUGAUGAGCUAAGAUUCUGAUUGGGCAGUGCGCUUUAAGCUCCCGCCCCUGUUUCUCCAGACUGCACCAUUCUCUGGUCCCCUGGACUCUUUUUUUGUAAUUUUAAAUGAAUGAUGCGUCUCAGCUUAGCCCAAUAAUAAAGCACAGUCUAGAAUAAA
Betta splendens (Siamese fighting fish) is the source of this 6959-nucleotide messenger RNA. It is a transcript of the gene celf4, whose product is annotated as CUGBP, Elav-like family member 4. Gene Ontology annotation, biological process: regulation of alternative mRNA splicing, via spliceosome; mRNA splice site recognition. Gene Ontology annotation, cellular component: cytoplasm; nucleus; ribonucleoprotein complex. The record is from RefSeq and is a predicted model, not a curated record. NCBI's taxonomy places the organism in Eukaryota, Metazoa, Chordata, Actinopteri, Anabantiformes, Osphronemidae. Bases 476 to 2053 code for a protein of 525 amino acids. The transcript is spliced from 14 exons. Gene Ontology annotation, molecular function: mRNA binding.